This is a messenger RNA of Rotaria sp. Silwood2, 834 nucleotides long. NCBI's taxonomy places the organism in Eukaryota, Metazoa, Rotifera, Eurotatoria, Philodinida, Philodinidae. The record is from the annotation of a GenBank genome assembly.
AUGAAUAUACAUUCAUCAGUAACUGAUACAAAUGGCAUUAUUCAUCAAUGGGUAUUUGAUUUUGAACUAACAUUUUUUGAUCAAAAAAAAUUCUUAUGGGUCGAAGAUUUUAUGUAUAAUUGGUGGUGGUUAAGUAUUCCGUAUACUUUAUUAUAUAUCAUUGCUAUAUUUAUUGGUCAAACAUGGAUGACAAAAAGAAAUGAAAAAUUUGAAUUAAGAAAAUUAUUAGUUAUUUGGAAUACAAUUCUUACAAUCUUUAGUUUUUGGGGUGCAUGUCGAUGUAUACCUGAAUUUAUUUAUAGUUUAACUAAUCAUGGAUUGUUAUAUUCAAUUUGUGAUCCGAGUUAUAAAACAGGUAUCACUGGACUUUGGGCCUGGUUAUUUAUGGCAUCAAAAGUACCUGAAACAUUUGAUACAUUAUUUAUUGUUUUAAGACGACAACAAUUAAUAUUUCUUCAUUGGUAUCAUCAUGCAACAGUUCUUGUCUAUUGUUUCUACAGUUAUGCAUUAUUUGUUUCAACUGGUCGUUGGUUUGUAUCAAUGAAUUAUUGUGUUCAUACAAUAAUGUACGGUUAUUUUGCAUUACGAGCAGCACGUAUUCGUCUACCUCGAUUUCUUCAACAAUUUAUUACUGUUUUACAAUUGAUUCAAAUGAUUAUUGGUUGUUUUAUUAAUCUUGCUGCAUUUAAUUAUAAACAAGAUGGAUAUUUAUGUGCUACAUCAGAUAUAAAUAUUAAAUUAUCUUUAGCUUUGUAUGCUUCUUAUCUCAUACUCUUUGUUCAUUUUUUUUAUAGAAGCUAUCUUCAGAAAGAUUCAAUGAAAAAAAACAAAUAA